Sander lucioperca (pikeperch) is the source of this 3027-nucleotide messenger RNA. Its product is annotated as transmembrane protease serine 9-like. The transcript is spliced from 14 exons. Gene Ontology annotation, molecular function: serine-type endopeptidase activity. The record is from RefSeq and is a predicted model, not a curated record. Lineage: Eukaryota; Metazoa; Chordata; Actinopteri; Perciformes; Percidae. Bases 30 to 2675 code for a protein of 881 amino acids. Gene Ontology annotation, biological process: proteolysis.
AGUAGAUCUGAUGGCAUGUACUUACAGUUAUGACUCUCUACAAGGUGAUCUUUGUGGUGGCUCUGCUGACUCUCCUGACACACGAGUCUCACUCACAACUAGAUGUGUGCGGUAUAAGUCCGCUCAACACCAGGAUUGUUGGAGGACAGAACGCCCCUCCAGGUAACUGGCCCUGGCAAGCCAGCCUGCAAUCAUCUGGGAGCCACUUCUGUGGAGGAUCCCUCAUUAACAGUCAAUGGGUGCUGACUGCUGCUCACUGCUUCCCAAGCAUCCCAGCCAGUCUGACUGUGUCUCUGGGUCUCCAGAGUCUACAGGGAUCCAACCCCAAUGGGGUGUCUCGGACGGUAACAAAGGUCAUCACAAAUCCUAACUAUAACUCCAGAACUAAUGACAACGACAUCUGCCUCCUACAGCUCUCCUCACCGGUGACUUUCACAGACUUCAUUGUUCCUGUCUGCCUGGCAGCUCCAGGCAGCACCUUCUUCAGCGGCGUUAGCUCCUGGGUGACCGGCUGGGGCGCCAUUGCAUCCGGAGUUUCCCUUCCUCCCCCAGGAAACCUAAUGGAGGUGAAUGUGCCAAUCGUGGGGAACAGAGAGUGUAACUGUGACUAUGGUGUGGGCUCAAUCACAAACAACAUGAUCUGCGCCGGGUUACGUGCUGGAGGGAAGGACUCCUGUCAGGGGGAUUCAGGUGGUCCGCUGGUGAGCAAGCAGGGCAGCCGCUGGAUCCUGGGGGGAAUCGUAAGUUUUGGAAAUGGUUGUGCCCAGCCUAAUUUCCCAGGAGUCUACACCAGAGUGUCCCAAUAUCAGUCCUGGAUCAACAACCAGAUCACCAGCAGCCAGCCAGGCUUUGUUACCUUCACGUCCACUGGAACUGACAGUGACCUCAGCAUCAGCUGUCCUGGCCUGCCACCUCCUCCAACCACUCUCCCUCCAACCACUACAACCACCACUGCCAAACUGUGCGGUAUAACUCCGCUCAACACCAGGAUUGUUGGAGGACAGAACGCCCCUCUGGGUAACUGGCCCUGGCAAGCCAGCCUGCAAACAUCUGGGAGCCACUUCUGUGGAGGAUCCCUCAUUAACAGUCAAUGGGUGCUGACUGCUGCUCACUGCUUCUCAAGCAUCCCAGCCAGUCUGACUGUGUCUCUGGGUCUCCAGAGUCUACAGGGAUCCAACCCCUAUGGGGUGUCUCGGACGGUAACAAAGGUCAUCAAAAAUCCUAACUAUAACUCCAAAACUAAUGACAACGACAUCUGCCUCCUGCAGCUCUCCUCACCGGUGACUUUCACAAACUUCAUUGUUCCUGUCUGCCUGGCAGCUCCAGGCAGCACCUUCUUCAGCGGCGUUAGCUCCUGGGUGACCGGCUGGGGCACCAUUGCAUCCGGAGUUUCCCUUCCUCCCCCAGGAAACCUAAUGGAGGUGAAUGUGCCAAUCGUGGGGAACAGAGAGUGUAACUGUGACUAUGGUGUGGGCUCAAUCACAAACAACAUGAUCUGCGCCGGGUUACGUGCUGGAGGGAAGGACUCCUGUCAGGGAGAUUCAGGUGGUCCGCUGGUGAGCAAGCAGGGCAGCCGCUGGAUCCUGGGGGGAAUCGUAAGUUUUGGAAAUGGUUGUGCCAAACCUAAUUUCCCAGGAGUCUACACCAGAGUGUCCCAAUAUCAGUCCUGGAUCAACAACCAGAUCACCAGCAGCCAGCCAGGCUUUGUUACCUUCACGUCCACUGGAACUGACAGUGACCUCAGCAUCAGCUGUGCUGGCCUGCCACCUCCUCCAACCACUCUCCCUCCAACCACUACAACCACUACUGCCAAACCUGUGGUCUGUGGCCAAGCCCCAAUGAAUUCCUGUAUUGGUCAUAUUUUGGGAGGAAGCUCGGUGGCGACGGCUGGUGUGUGGCCAUGGAUGGCGAGCCUACAGAGGAAUGGAAGUCAUAUGUGUGGCGGGACUCUGGUGGCCGUUGACUCCGUGUUGAGCAACGCCAACUGCUUCUCAAGUUCACCAACACCGUCUGAAUGGACUGUGGUGUUGGGUCGGUUGAAACAGAAUGGAUCUAACCCCUUUGAGGUGACACUGAAUGUGACAAAUAUCACCCUGAGCAACCUGAAUGGGUCAAAUGUAGCAGUGCUCCAUCUGUCAACCCAACCCAGCCUGUCCAACUACAUCCAGCCCAUCUGCCUUGACAACGGACGGACCUUCGUUUUGGGCUCCACGUGCUGGGCUGCUGGCUGGAACUCCGGGCGAGGAGGGGUGGAACAAGUUCUGCAGGAGUUUGAGACAUCGGUGGAAAAUUGCGGGAACGGGUCGUCAAGUGACAGCAUUUGUACCAGAACUUUUACACUGGAGAAGGGUGAUUCUGGAGGUCCGUUGAUGUGUAAGCUGGGCGACUCUUGGUUCCAGGCAGCAGUGUUAUCAGCUGGAAACACCACCAGACAAACACGAGAUGCAGUGAUGCAAUUCCCCAAACUGAGCACCUUUGAAACCUUCCUGGCUCGUACAGUGGGGUUCUUAUCUCCAGCUUCAAACUCCACCAACAACACCAGCGCCAGCAACAGCACCAACGCAACUGUCCCCAGCAUUACUGCUUCCAACGGUGGUGCCACUCCUGCUCACUCCCUGGUCUUCCUCUUUUUCCAUCUCCUCGUCUUCUCGACGUGUCUCCAACUUUUCUCAUAGAAGCCUCCAACUUUUUUGGAAGGAUUUACUGUACAUGAUGUGAUGAGCACAAAUGAAUGUAAAUAACCUUGAAUCUGAGAGACAAUUUAAGUCAAAGCUGCAUUAAUACUAAUGUAUGACUUGAUUGUGCAAAAUACUGACCAGGUAAUGUGAUAAGGUCACAGUAUGAAGUAUAAGGAUUACUUGCAAUGUAAAAAAGAUAAUAGUCCAACAGAUGUGGGGUACUUUAACAUGUAGAGACAGAUAUGGAGGCUUUACAUUAAUGUAAUGUGUAGAGACAGAUGUGGAGGCUUUACGUUAAUGUGACAUGUAGAGACAGAUGUGGAGGCUUUAUGUUAAUGUAACAUGUAGA